AAAACAUACACUUCCGCAGCGUUUUAUUGUCCUCGUGCGGAUUUAUAUCAGGAACCAGUAAAUUUGUGCCCCUUUUUUUCACCUCCCCUUUCUCACCCAUGAAAUGCUGUGUGCCCUAAACUCACAUCUCAGGGACCAGAUUAGAUCCAAGACCCAGACGCACUUCACCUGAGGGGCUUCACCCCUUUUCCUUUUUGCUUCGGAUUAUUUGGCCUUGAUCGAUCUACUUCCCAAGGGCUCGCAGGUUGCAGAGAAAGUCGAGAUGGGGCUGUGUGUGAAUGGUGCAGUGCCCGGAGAGGCAAAAAAAAGAGAUGAGAACUUAAAACGCGGGAAUUGGGGCAACCAGAUUGAGUUUGUGUUGACUAGCGUUGGAUAUGCCGUUGGACUGGGGAACGUCUGGCGAUUUCCAUAUCUCUGCUACAGAAAUGGAGGAGGGGCCUUCAUGUUCCCGUAUUUCAUCAUGUUAAUUUUCUGCGGAAUUCCACUGUUUUUUAUGGAACUCUCAUUUGGUCAGUUUGCCAGCCAGGGCUGUCUUGGUGUGUGGAGAGUAAGCCCCAUAUUUAAAGGUAUAGGAUAUGGGAUGAUGGUAGUGUCUACAUACAUUGGUAUUUAUUACAACGUGGUUAUCUGCAUUGCCUUUUACUACUUUUUUGCAUCUAUGAGACGGAUCCUGCCGUGGACAUAUUGCAACAACCCUUGGAAUACAAAGAAUUGUGCUGGAGUUCUCAGCCCUACCUCUAACACUACACUUAACCUGACCACAAGUCAGGACAUCUUCAACCUCACAUCAGCAAUCAAUCAGACUUUUAAAAGGACAAGCCCCAGCGAGGAGUACUGGAGGCGAUAUGUGCUCCAGAUAUCAGGUGACAUCGGAGAUUUCGGUGAAGUCCGGUUACCUCUGUUGGGAUGCUUGGGCUUGUCCUGGAUUGUCGUGUUCCUUUGCCUAAUUAAAGGAGUAAAAUCAUCAGGGAAGGUUGUUUAUUUCACAGCCACUUUCCCGUACGUAGUCCUUACCAUUCUCUUUAUCCGUGGAAUCACGCUGGAAGGAGCUGCGAAUGGGAUUAUGUAUUACCUGACUCCUCAGUGGGAUAAGAUCCUAGAAGCGAAGGUUUGGGGGGACGCAGCAUCACAGAUCUUCUACUCUUUGGGGUGCGCAUGGGGUGGACUCAUCACUAUGGCGUCUUACAACAAGUUCCACAACAACUGCUACAGGGACAGCAUAAUUAUCAGCAUAACCAACUGUGCUACCAGCGUCUACGCUGGGUUCGUCAUUUUCUCUAUCCUGGGAUUCAUGGCUCACCAUCUUGGUGUGAAUGUUUCUGAAGUGGCAGACCACGGUCCUGGGUUGGCAUUUGUGGCAUAUCCUGAAGCCCUGACCCUGCUGCCCAUCUCGCCACUAUGGUCGAUCUUAUUUUUCUUCAUGCUCAUUCUGCUCGGCCUCGGGACACAGUUUUGUUUAUUGGAGACUUUGGUCACGGCGGUCGUGGAUGAGAUCGGCAGCGAGUGGAUAAUACGCUGGAAGACCAUCGUGACACUUGGAGUGGCCGUCAUUGGUUUCCUCUUUGGGAUUCCCCUAACUACUAAGGCUGGUAUUUACUGGUUAUUACUGAUGGAUAACUACGCUGCCAGUUUCUCCCUGGUCAUCAUCUCGUGUAUUAUGUGCGUAGCGAUCAUGUACAUCUACGGACACAGGAACUACUUCAAGGACAUCGAAAUGAUGCUGGGAUUCCCUCCUCCGCUCUUCUUCCAAAUCUGCUGGCGAUUCUUCUCCCCUGGAAUUAUAUUUUUCAUCCUGAUCUUCACUGUAAUCCAGUACCGGCCAAUCUCCUACAAUAACUACGUCUACCCUGACUGGGCUAUCACUAUUGGAUUUCUGAUGGCCCUCUCCUCAGUUAUCUGUAUUCCCCUGUAUGCGGUCAUCUGUAUCUGGCGCUCGGAAGGCGACACAUUUCUUCAGAGGUUGAAGAAUGCAGUGAAACCCAGCAAAGACUGGGGUCCCGCACUGCUGGAGCACCGGAUUGGCCGCUACGCUCAGAUCUCUAGUGCAAUAAGUGAACACAGUCCUGAGGCUGAACCACUCAACCCAGAGAAGCUCAGGAAAGAUGAAAUAAGUCUAACAGUACAGGGCAGCAACGGGCAGGCCCACAGCCAAGACUCUAAAGUGUAACCAGCUUCAGUGGGGGCAUGGUGGAACGCAAGGGCAAUGGUGACGGUAUGGAUGAGAAUCUCUACCCCUUCCCCAUUUAACCCUCUUGUCAUCAUCCUCACCAGCUGUACCCUCCUUUGACCCAUUUCUGAUCCGUCACCCCGGAGCCUUCACCAGAAUUCUACAGAGACUCUAAGCUGCUCCCAAUUAUGGGAAGAGAAAAACUUCCGCCCUCCAUCUGCUGAGCAGAAGAUUCCCACGGUGGGAUCAUCCUGUCCCUUCUCCCUUAAAAAAUGGAUCUCACUGACAGAUUAUUUUGUGGGAACGAAUUUUAGACUCUUCUUAGAUAAAGAGGGGAAAACAAUUCUCAAAAGUAGGAAAGAGAAAAAACAUAAGCCAUCUCAUACAAGUAGUUUUAACUCAUAUUUUGUAAGUUUUUAGUUUACAUUUUUUAUUAUUUUUUGAGGGCUUAUAUCAAAUUUAGAUUUACUGCCAUUGAACGAACCGAGACAGGUGGUUAGGGACAUUGAAAGUGUGGCCUGUCUGCCUAUGCCAAUCAUUACACAGGUGUUAAGGCAAGAGAGGCUACCCUCCCCAACACCUGAAUGGUUAGGACUUUUUACUAAGUAGAAACAAAACACAAUAUUUUAGUUUCCUGUUACUUGAGGAACACAGCAGGAGCCAAGAGGACACCAUGUAACGUUAGAAGAAAGGUCACUUACAUCCCUGCUGUAUCCACCCAUUCACUUACUGAACAACUGACAUAAUGUAUAUUAAGAUGACCUCCUUCCCCGAUCCCUGGAAUAAGUAGUUCUGUUAUUUGGAAUAUUGUGUGCGUGCAUGGAGAGAAUUCCCAGGGAAAAAGGACUCAACACUUCCUCCGGUGCAUCAAAUGGUCUCUGCAUCUCACUGCUGAGCUGCUUUACUUUUCCUUCAUUAUUAUUUACUACCAUUGCCCUUUACACUUAACUUUUCAAAUUAAUUAUUCAGGUUGUUUUGUUUUUUUAAAUCAAAUUCAUUCUAGUUUUGUCGGCACUUUUCCUGCCCGUUUCGUGGUGCUACAUGCCUGGAGCUGUAAGCCUUGUUGCCAUAUGUAGACAGAGCGAAUUAAGUUUACAAAGAAGAUAAAAUAAGGAAAGGUUCCAAAUUUUCAGACAAUAGUUGUUAAUAUUUUUGUUUUACACUGCGGGAAUUAACCCUACGAGGUACUAGAGCAGUAACAGGAAAACUUUAACUGGGUACUCACAUGCCACACAAUACAAUAUCUGGUACAGAUAUGUGUCCGGGAUUCUGGAUAUUCCAAGCGUGAUGGGAAGAAGGUUAAAUGGUAACAUUAUUAAUUGUAGGUAGUGGGGCUAUUCUCGCGGCUCCCAUCAUACUUGUCCAGACCUGUAGGCUGGUUAUUGGUGGUAUUAGGUGUGCAACAUUUAUAUAUGUAUUAUCAUGGUUUGCCGAGCCCUAGGCUAUACCCACCUGAAACCUUCCAUUAAGACAUGCAGAGCUGAUAGAGGCAAUGUUUACACUCUGGCCGUGUGGGAGACUAGUGGACACACGUGUUGCAUUGCACGGCUCAGUUCAUCAGUGCUACAGUGUGUCUGUUUUAAGAAUUGCUGGGGUUCUUGUCAUUUUAAAUGGGAUAAUCCUAGUAGUAAUUAAUUUACCUGAUUUAUUAUAUAGGUUUGGUAUAUAUUGUCCUGAGAUGGCUGAUUUGGUAUAUUAUGUCAUAUCAACACCGAUGGCUCUUAUUAGUUUCAUUUUGGAUCCCCAACACAUCCCAGGCUCUCCAGAGAGAAAUGCAGCCAAAUGUACCCACUUACUCUGUAACUGCCACCUUUGUCUCCAGUUUUUAUUUAAACUACAACUCCCAUUGUCUUAUGUUAGCUAGUAUCCAUCUAAAUGCAGGCUGAAGAUCAUGAGAUUUGUAGUUGAAAAGCGAUAUCUACUGGACAAUGGGACAAUGCUGGCAUAGCACUGACUUAUGUUCAUAUUUACCAUAAAUAUGCCCAAUGAAUAGGCUGUAGAUUUUGCCAUUAAUGCCGAGUGAAUAGGCUGUCGAUUUUGCCAUUAAUGUGCCAAGUAAAUAGGCUGUAGAUUUUACCAUCAAUGUGCCAAGUGAAUAGGCUGUAGAUUUUGCCAUCAAUGUGCCGAAUGAAUAGGCUGUAGAUUUUACCAUCAAUGUGCCAUGUGAAUAGCCUAUAGAUUUUGCCAUCAGUGUGCCAUGUGAAUAGCCUGUAGAUAUAGCCAUCAAUGUGCCAUGUGAAUAGGCUGUCGAUUUUGCCAUCAAUGUGCCAUGUGAAUAGGCUGUAGAUUUUACCAUCAAUAUGCCGAAUGAAUAGCCUGUAGAUUUUGCCAUCAAUCUGCUGAGUGAAUAGCCUGUAGAUUUUGCCAUCAAUGUGCCAAGUGAAUAGGCUGUAGAUUUUGCCAUCAAUGUGCCAAGUGAAUAGGCUGUAGAUUUUGCCAUCAAUGUGCCGAUUGAAUAGGACGUAGAUUUUACCAUCAAUGUGCCGAGUGAAUAGACUGUAGAUUUUACCAUCAAUGUGCCGAGUGAAUAGACUGUAGAUUUUACCAUCAAUGUGCCGAAUGAAUAGCCUGUAGCUUCCAUUUGAGUAGAAGCAGAGUGUUAAGGGAGCAGCAAUGUAUUUUACAAGAAGCUUCCUGGGACGAGAUAAUCUGUGUCAUCUUCACAAACGUGACCUCUACAUUCAUAACGUGCGGUGGACUUUAACAUAAAACCAUAAUAAUGAAAUAUUCUGCUACAAAUAGACUUCACUUUCAUUGUUAGCAAACCUGAUUGCACGGUAAAGACACUGGAUAGAGAACGAGUCUCGCUGUGUGAAGAGCACACAGACCCGCUCUGCCUCCGGAGGAUGUACAGGGGCGAUAGAAAGUCCAGCUCUGUGGGUUUUGCAUGAAAAUGGCAGAUUUGGAGCAGUUCCCACGUUAUCUCUUUAGUGCCCUUUUUUAAUUACAAUCCCGUUUAUGUUAUCUGUAACUGUCUGUGUUUACAGUCAUUACGUUUCAGCAUUUUAGAAGUAUUUUUCGAUUUUGUGGAUCAUGCAGACAUUAUAAAAAUACUCUCUGCUUCUGUCAUGUCCCUGUAGUUUAAAACAACAAACGGUGCUAAUAAGAAAGUAUAUGGUAAAUAUGGGGGAAUCCCUCCACAAGAAUAGAACAGUUGGGAUAUGGACAUAUUAACCCGUUUCUACAUAGAUAUAUCACAUUCUCUCAUUCUUAUCGUGUCAAUUGUGAAAGGACUAAAGGGGAAUAUUACCAUAAAUGAACUUAUGAUGUGUUGUAGCAUUUAUUAAUAUCUGCUACUU
Messenger RNA from Pelobates fuscus (common spadefoot toad), 5466 nucleotides. It is a transcript of the gene SLC6A9, whose product is annotated as solute carrier family 6 member 9. The transcript is spliced from 13 exons. The record is from RefSeq and is a predicted model, not a curated record. Bases 263 to 2167 code for a protein of 634 amino acids. Gene Ontology annotation, biological process: neurotransmitter transport; synaptic transmission, glycinergic; sodium ion transmembrane transport. Gene Ontology annotation, cellular component: plasma membrane. Gene Ontology annotation, molecular function: glycine:sodium symporter activity. NCBI's taxonomy places the organism in Eukaryota, Metazoa, Chordata, Amphibia, Anura, Pelobatidae.